Molecule: messenger RNA, 2550 nt
Organism: Parnassius apollo (apollo)
Lineage: Eukaryota; Metazoa; Arthropoda; Insecta; Lepidoptera; Papilionidae
Source: the annotation of a GenBank genome assembly
AUGGCUUAUCCAAUGUACGAAGUUGAUUGGAGUGUUUUACCACCAGAACAAAAUCGAAGGUUUAACCCGGCGUUCAAUAUUGCUACCAUAAAACAAGUGGUAAAUGAGGCUAUUGAGAGAGUGCGGAUGCCCACGCCCACGCGGUUGCGAGACUUGAUCCGCCAGAUACGCGCCGCGAGAACAGCAGCAGAGGAGAGGAGUGUCGUGAACAAGGAGUGCGCGUAUAUACGUUCCACGUUCAGAGAGGAGGACAGCGUUUGGAGAUGUCGAAACAUCGCGAAGCUCCUAUACAUCCACAUGCUGGGCUAUCCAGCGCACUUUGGUCAACUGGAAUGUCUGAAAUUGAUCGCCAGCCCGCGGUUUACCGACAAGAGAGUCGGUUACCUUGGCGCAAUGUUGCUGCUGGAUGAGCGGCAAGAUGUCCACUUACUUAUCACUAACUGCUUAAAAAAUGACCUCAACAGCAACACACAGUUCGUGGUAGGGCUGGCACUGUGCACGCUUGGUGCGAUCGCGUCUCCCGAGAUGGCGCGCGACCUUGCCUCGGAGGUGGAGAGACUCAUAAAGUCCCCAAACGCGUACAUCAAAAAGAAAGCGGCGCUCUGUGCCUUCAGGAUCAUAAGACGAGUGCCCGAUUUAAUGGAAAUGUUCCUACCGGCGACGAGGAGUCUACUGACUGAGAAAAAUCAUGGUGUGCUCAUCACCGGCGUGACUCUCAUCACCGAGAUGUGCGAAAACAGCCCCGACACACUCAAUCACUUCAAAAAGAUUGUUCCGAACCUGGUGAGAAUAUUGAAGAACCUUAUCUUGGCCGGAUAUUCACCUGAGCACGACGUUAGUGGAGUCUCCGAUCCUUUCUUACAGGUGAAAAUCCUCCGCCUGCUACGGAUAUUGGGCAAGAACGACGCUGAAGCAUCAGAAGCGAUGAACGACAUACUGGCACAAGUCGCCACCAACACGGAGACGAGCAAAAACGUUGGCAACACGAUUUUAUACGAAACUGUGCUGUCUAUCAUGGACAUUAAGUCUGAGAGUAGCUUGCGCGUGCUCGCGAUCAACAUUCUGGGCAGGUUCCUGCUGAACAACGACAAGAACAUUAGAUAUGUGGCGCUGAACACACUGCUGAGAACUGUGCAUGUCGACACAUCGGCUGUACAGAGGCACAGGACCACCAUUUUGGAAUGUUUGAAGGACCCAGACGUGUCGAUCCGUCGUCGUGCCAUGGAGCUGUCGUUCGCGCUGAUGAACAGCCAGAACAUACGCGCCAUGAUGAAGGAGCUGUUGAGUUUCCUAGAGCGUUCCGACGCAGAGUUCAAGGCGCACUGCUCCAGCGCCAUGGUGCUGGCAGCCGAGCGGUACGCGCCGUCCAGCAAAUGGCACCUAGACACUCUCUUCCGUCUGUUGCUCAAGGCAGGAAAUUAUCUUCGCGAUGACACGGUAUCGAGCACCAUACAAAUCAUAUCCGCAGCGCCAACAGAGAGGCAGGCGUAUGCUGCGAUGCGCCUGUGGACCUCCUUGGAACGCUCUGCAGUCUCAGGAGACGCCACCGAGAAGCAACCACUAGUUCAGGUAGCCGCUUGGACGGUGGGAGAAUAUGGAGACCUUUUGGUGUCGGAAGCCAGCAAUGCUAUAUCAAUGGUUGAUGAGGACGGUGUUGACGACUUCGUUCGGCCAACGGAAGAAUAUGUGAUUGACAUUUAUCAGAAGCUGUUAUGGUCGACUCAAUUAUCCAUCACGACCAAAGAGUAUUUACUGCUGUCCCUGGCGAAACUCUCCACAAGAUUCACUACUAGACCUAGUCAAGACAAAAUUCGAGUAAUUAUCGAUACCUUUGGCUCUCACAUCCAUAUUGAACUGCAACAAAGAGGGGUUGAGUUGUCGCAACUCUACAGGCAAUACGCUCACCUGCGGCCCGCGCUGCUGGAGCGGAUGCCGGCCAUGGAGGCGCCGAGCGGCGGCGCGCGCGACGACAGCGACCCCGAGACCGACGCGCCGCUCGACUCGUCGCACGACGCGCCGCACCACCGCACCGACCAGGAUGCACUGCUAGAUCUAAUCAUCGGAUCGGAGCCCAUGUCAAACGGCGAUGCGGAACACGAGACGCCACCGCCAGCUACGAACAACAACACCUCAACAAGCAAUGAUAUCCUAGACCUGCUAAGCGGGCUGGACUUGAGUACGCCGAGUGUCACCGCGCCCGCGCCGACGCCAGUCACAAACAGCGUUCCAGCAUCCAACUUGCUGCUAGACGGGUUAUUCUCCACGCCGCAACCCACUGCACCUACUGGUGCACAGACCGAAACUCGGGUGAGCGCACUGGAGCGCAACGGACUGCGCGUGGAGUUCGUGGUGGCGCGAGGCUCCGCGCCCGGCAGCGCCACGCUCACCAUGCGCGCCGCCUCCAGCGCUCGCGCCGCGCUCACUGACUUCCUGUUCCAGGCCGCCGUGCCCAGGGUAUCGACUCAUACAACUUCACACACCUGCCAUUUGGCUAUAUCAACUCGUUCAACUUUCCGCUGUUUUUGGGUAUUGAGAAGCAGUUGGUAUUAA